Rotaria sp. Silwood1 is the source of this 1524-nucleotide messenger RNA. The record is from the annotation of a GenBank genome assembly. Lineage: Eukaryota; Metazoa; Rotifera; Eurotatoria; Philodinida; Philodinidae.
AUGGCCUCCUCUCGAUUAGUUUCUUCUAGUAGAAGAGAACUUAAUAAUGAUGAUCAUAAAAAGGCUAAUCAUUCGUUGCUUGCUGCAAUUCGAUUUACAUUUAUACCACCAUCAUUAUUUGAAACAACUUGGAUCAGUUUGAUGAAUGAGUAUACACCAACUGAUUAUCAAAUGACUUUACAAUUUACUGAUUUUAUGGUAUCCACAUAUGCAGAAAAUGGUUCAGCCCGAUUUGUUAUGGAGGGUGUGAGUGUUCGCUUUUUCUUGUCUUACACUCCCACUUCCACCGACGUAGUGAUCAAGUGUGGCAAUUACCAUAGCAAAAUUAUCAUUGCCACACUAAAUAUUUUGAUUCUGGCUCAUCAAUAUAUACCCACACCCGUACAGCGACGCUUAACUUUUGAACGCACUAAAGCACACAUUUUUGUAAGAGUUGAUCAGGCCAAAUAAUUCGACCUGGUCUGACUUGGUAGCCUGUUCAUGGAUUUUCAGGUCUGUGAUAGUUCAGAGUUCUAUGAAUCAAUUAUUUUUCAAACAUUGGAUUCAGUGAGCAGUUAGUGUUCAAAUAAACUUGUUCUAUCGAUAAUAGAAACCUAGUGAUGCUAUUCAGUAGUUAUUUCAAUUGUGAAAAAAGAGUUGUGUAACUAACCAUAGUUUAGCUCUUUGAUUGAGAAAUUUCACCCAGUACCCUGGUCGUACCCUUGUUACGACAGUAUACAUUCACACUUAUUGUAUAAAAGUAAUUAUGGUUUCAAGCGAUGAUACCACUUCUAAUGUGUACUUCUGUUUGCAUUUAUGAAAUUCUUAUUCAUUAAAGCUAGUUCAAGAAGACUUGUUUGAAAAUAAGGGUGUGGGUGUGGGUGGGUGUGGAGUAUGGGUGUAGGUGUAGGUGUAGAUGUUUUCUGUCUUACAAUCACACCAAUACUCACACUCACAGCCAUCAUCAUCAUUCAUUUAUUCAAUAGUUUCCGUUUCACCUACUGCACCAACAACAUUGACAUAACCUUGAACUACCACCACUUCUCCCUAGAUAAAACUAACAAACGCUCAUCUUAAUUUCUAUGUAAUCAGCACAUCUUCUAUUUCAAAUAAAAGCACUUGUCACAAAUUAGUUCAUUUUCUACAAUCACCUCAUAACAUUAUAGCACUAUUCGCAUCACUCUAUCGUCGACUUUCGUUUUUGGAUAAUAAAAACGAUCCUUCAUAUGGAUAAAAAAGGAUUAUCUCAGAACUCAUAUACAUGAUAAGAACCACCAUAACCAAUACUUACAAAGUCGUGACCUCUACCAAAUUCUCAAACAAUCAAAUUAACGUAAAUCCGGUAAUUGGUUGCUCAUGCUUGAACAUUACUUUUGAGUAUUCUGACACUAUUACUUUCCGGUCAUAUCACAGCAGUUUUUCAUCUUCGUGAUGAAAUUCAACCUUCUGAUGAUCUGUUGUCGUCAGAUAACAGUGAAAUCAGUAAUGGUUGCUCAUGCUCAAUAAUGAUAUAAUAUGUUCAUAUAUAUUGGAGGGUGUGAGUGU